AUGGAUGGAAGUCAAUCUGCUGUCCUCGCUGCCGGGCCCCGAGUCUCCCCGCCCGCCCGGACAGUGGGGCCCCGCUCCCCACAGCGGCCCCGAGUCUCCCCGCCCGGACUGCCAGUUCCUAAAAUGGCCGCCUAUGGCUUCACUCCUAUUGUCUUCAAUAAGAAACUGCCAGUAUUUAAGAUGGCCGCCUAUGACUUCACUCGCAUUGACUUCAAUGGGAGACUGCCAGUAGUUAAGAUGGCCGCCUAUGACUUCACCCCUAUUGACUUCAAUGUAGCCGUUGAGUCCAUUGGGGAGCGGCGGACAAAAUACUCACCGAUGUCCCCGCUCCCCAACCCUGAGUCUCCCCGCUCCCGGACAGGUUUAGAAGCCCUUCCUGUGGACGGAGAGACGGGGACCAAAGGCUUCAAGUUGGCCAACAACCUGUUGAGGCACCAGCGCACCCACACCGGCGAGCGUCCCUACACCUGUGCCCAGUGCGGCAAGGGCUUCACCCACUCCAGUAGCCUGCAGGUGCACCAGCGCACCCACAAUGGCGAGCCCCCCUGCACCUGCGCCCAAUGCGGCAAGUGCUUCACCCGCUCCACCCGGCUGCUGUCCCACCAGCGCUCCCACACCGGCGAGCGUCCCUACACCUGUGCCCAGUGCGGCAAGGGCUUCACCCACUCCAGGAGUCUGAUGAAGCACCAGCGCACCCACACUGGCGAGCACCCCUACACCUGCACCCUAUGCGGCAAGGGCUUCACCUGCCCCUCUAACCUGCUGAUGCACCAGCACACCCACACUGACAAGCGCCCCUUCACCUGCGCCCAAUGCGGCAAGGGCUUUACCAACUCUGGCACCCUGCAGGUGCACCUGCGCACCCACACCGGCGAGCGCUCCUACACCUGCACCCAGUGCGGCAAGGGCUUCACCCAGUCUAGUGACCUGCAGAAUCACCAGCGCACCCACACUGGCGAGCGCCCCUUCACCUGCGCCCAGUGCGGCAAGGGCUUCACCAACUCUGGCACCCUGCAGGUGCACCGGCACACCCACACCAGCGAGCGCCCCUACACCUGCACCCAGUGCGGCAAGGGCUUCACCCAGUCUAGUCACCUGCAGAAUCACCAGCGCACCCACACCGGCGAGCGCCCCUACACCUGCGCCCAGUGCGGCAAGGGCUUCACCCGUUUCUCCAACUUGCUGUCCCACCAGCGGAGCAGCGGAACGUGUGAACAGCAGUCACCAUCAUGGCUGAUGGAGCGGACCAGGGAGGAGAUCCAGUGGCCUCGACAACGAGGACAGACGACGCUUAAAACUGUGCACCCCAGUGUUCCCACAGACCCCUAG
Amblyraja radiata (thorny skate) is the source of this 1329-nucleotide messenger RNA. RefSeq names its product histone-lysine N-methyltransferase PRDM9-like. The transcript has 5 exons. Gene Ontology annotation, molecular function: RNA polymerase II cis-regulatory region sequence-specific DNA binding; DNA-binding transcription repressor activity, RNA polymerase II-specific. The record is from RefSeq and is a predicted model, not a curated record. Gene Ontology annotation, biological process: negative regulation of transcription by RNA polymerase II; regulation of cytokine production; regulation of immune system process. The coding region runs from base 1 to 1329 and encodes 442 amino acids. Gene Ontology annotation, cellular component: nucleoplasm. NCBI's taxonomy places the organism in Eukaryota, Metazoa, Chordata, Chondrichthyes, Rajiformes, Rajidae.